AUGACUGCAGACACGAAGAACAUUGUCAUCUUAGGCGGCUCGUAUGCAGGUCUCAGUGCGGCACAUUACUUUCUCAAGCACGUUCAUCCUUCGCUUCCGGAUUCUGGCGAGCAAUACCAUGUGUAUCUUGUCGAUCCUUCGACGCACUUCUACCAUCGUGUCGCCGCGCCUCGUGCCUCGGUCUCAUUCGAUUUGAUGCCAAUCACGAAGACAUUCCAUGACAUCGCCAAGAACUUCGAACAAUAUGAUGCAGGGAACUUUACAUUUGUCCAGGGGAAGGCAACAUUGUUGGAUACUACUCGACGUACUGUCACCAUCCAGUAUUCUGGAAUGAAGAAAAGCAAGCAGACUGAGCUGCCGUAUCAUUCCCUGAUACUUGCGACCGGAACUAGGGCUCACUCAUUAAUACUGUCUCUCCAGGGCGGAGGCCAUGAAGAGGUCAUAGAGGCGCAGACAAAGCUACACAAUGAAUUGACACACGCCAAGUCCAUCGUCGUGGCUGGAGGUGGACCAAGUGGAGUUGAGCUUUCUGGAGAGAUUGGCGAGAUCUUGAACGGUGCCACUUGUCGAUUCAAGAAGAAGCCAGCCGUACCGAAAAGGAGAGUUAUCUUGCUUUGUGGGUCGGAGAAGCUGCUUCCUGUGCUACGUCCAGCACUCGCCAAACAAGCUGAAGUCUACUUGGCACGUAUUGGUGUUACUGUCAAGUACAACUCCAGGGUAGAAUCAACAGAAAAGCUGGGAAACGGACACACCAAGCUGAGUCUUGACAAUGGCGAAAGCCUUGUCUGUGACCUUUACCUACCAGCAACAGGAGUAACGCCUGCGACAGGUUACAUCCCGUACGAGCUUCUUGACGACCGAGGCUAUGUCAAAACCAACCCAGAGACUCUUCGUGUGGACCAGGCAGGGGCUCGUGUAUAUGCCAUUGGAGACGUCGGUGACUACAGUCGAGGUGGAAUCAUGGACAUCUAUGACGCGAUUCCGGUUCUUAUGACCAACAUUCAGCGCGACCUCCUCGUUGCACACAAGGACGACGACGCGAUAUCGCCCGGAGGCGAUCGCAAAUACAAGAAGAACAAUUCAGAGACCCAGCUUGUUCCCAUAGGCCGGUCGAAAGGCGUGGGCGCCUUCAACGGUAGUAGGUUACCGACUUUGAUGGUGUAUAUGAUAAAAGGCAGAGAUUAUCUUUCUGGCGCGGCAGUCGAAAUCGUCACAGGAAGCAAGUGGAACAAGCAAGUUUGA
Molecule: messenger RNA, 1242 nt
Organism: Aureobasidium musti
Lineage: Eukaryota; Fungi; Ascomycota; Dothideomycetes; Dothideales; Saccotheciaceae
Source: the annotation of a GenBank genome assembly